Molecule: messenger RNA, 1451 nt
Organism: Physcomitrium patens
Lineage: Eukaryota; Viridiplantae; Streptophyta; Bryopsida; Funariales; Funariaceae
Biological process (GO): rRNA processing
Source: RefSeq, a predicted model, not a curated record
UUAGAGAUUGCAUUCUCGAUGGAUCAUUUCUCCUACUCCCGUUGUGAUCACAUUUCGAUACCUUGGAAGCCAAAAAUACACAUGCAAUUAGGUCUUGACUGAUCGUCUCCCUGUUUUUUCGAGAUUUGAGUUGCGAUAUGGUCGACAGCGGCACACAAUCCAGCUUCUGACGUCCAUCUUGAUGCUGCAUUGGUGUGGUGGAAGUCCGAGGGUAGAAAAAUGACAGAGUUUGUGACUUGGGUUUGACUCGGAAGGUGGUGUGGUGAUAGUGGGUGGGUUCGUUGUGGUUGCACGGCGUUGAAGAGCCAGUUUUCGUCCCUUUAUUUUACUUCAUUUUAUUUUCAGCUGCAGUAUGAGAUGCAUCAGGUCGUGAAGUUUGCACGGGGAUGGAUUUGAUGUUAUCAUGCACUUGGAAAUAGGCCGUAAUCGAACUGGGUGUCAAGAUUUGGGGCGACUUUGGAUUUAGGGGUAGAGUUAAGUGAAAUUGUUGCCAUGUUGAGGAGCUUGCUUGAAACGACCAUUGGCCAUUCAAGACAUAAUGUAUGUCCAGAUAGACAUCUGUUACGAGUCUUGAAUGGCAGUCAAGGUUUUUCAUCGUCGCAGUCCCCUAAGCGACCAGGCGACAGGAAAGGAGGCAAGAAUGGGCAGGCUUCAAUUCGACAGAAUAGGUUGGCUUCGGAGGUUAAAGCUAUCAUCAGCGCUGCUUUACAGCAAGGUCCCUGUAAUGUCCCUCUUCUCCAACGAUGCGGCUUUGAAAUCCACCAGGUCAAAAUGAGCCGUGACCUUAGAAAAGCUUUCGUACUUUGGAAAGCUUUGCCAGGAAUGCAUCAGACUGUCCAGAAAGAGCUUAACUCCCAGGGGAAACGACUUCGGUCGAUGGUGUUUCACCACUUGAACAUGCCAUUCUCACCUGCCAUUGAGUUCCUCCAAGAUAAAGUCAAUCCUCAAGCUCAAGCUAUUGAUGAUAUUUUGUCGAAGCUAGAUGAAGAGAGUGACUGAUUUUUUAAAUAAUCUCGGUCUAUUUCAAGUUGGAUUGAUUGUUGACAGCCUGGAUUCUCUUCAGUGGCAGAAACUUUCCACGUUAAAGCAUUUCUAGAAGAUGAAUAGGUAGUAUUCUGAAGGUUGUAAAUAUGUUUGGAUGUGAGUUUAUAAUCAGGCUCCUCACAAAUGUGCGCCAUAGGUUGUACAUGUGGCUUCCUGUCAUAUGGAUCCAGUUGCCUCGAUGUGAAGUGGUCUCGCUUGUACUUUCGUGCCACAGUUUUGCUGAUACGUUGUUUAGAUUAUGGUCGCCUGCAGAAUGGGUUGCUCUUUAUUUUCCGGCUAUUUGUUUGUAUUAGUCUGUGAAGCUUAGGAAUUUGAUUGCUUGAGCAAUCCUACCAUCCAACAUGCAUGGAGAGUAGCAAAGUAUGAUAGAAAAGCAAAACAUGUUAACAUGCUUUGCUAUUUUGAAA